AAAUUUUCAUUAGACUGUCUCGAAAAGCCAGGGGUCCGGGGGGCGCAGGCCCCUGGUUAGUUACAAAUUGCAAUUAUAUUAUUGUUAUUUAAAUCCCUGUGUGAUAUUUAAUUAUAAAUCUAUUUCGAAAGCUUAAAGUAUUUCUAUGUAAUCUAGACGGUAACUCUUGUAACAAAGCAGGUCAAAAUCCAAUAAGUCAAUAAGAUCAAAGAUUAAUUUAUUGAAAGAUUAGUAUACUAGGAUAUAUACAGAAAUUGCGAAUAUGAAGCAGGGUUAUAUAGACAAAAAUAUAUUUGAGAAUAUUAUUGUGGAGUUUAUAUCGAAAUUCGAGAACCUCAGACCGUUGACUUGUGAACUCCGAUAUAUUCUUCUCUCAACCAGGGAUGGAGUGGUUUUUACCAGCACAUUUCAAGAUUAUAAUAUAAUGUACAAUAAGAUGAUUACAGUAUUCAAUAAGGCGAUCGGCUGUUUAGGGGAGGAGGAAUAGGCAAUUGUAUAGACGAGACAAGGAUCAGAGAGUUAUGAUUGUGCAAUGUAUUACUAGGGGUUGUUUUUUCUCUUCUAUUUGCUACACCAAGUAGAGCAAAAAUUGUAUAAUACAAUGAUACCAUGGAUAUUAAUCCGAUACGCGACUUAUUGUAUAAUAUAUGAAUUGCUUCUUAUAAAGGCGUUACGCCUCAUGUCUGCUUUCGAUGAUAACCUCUCUAUUUUCUUUGAUGGUAUUCCUUCUAUGUAU
Molecule: messenger RNA, 736 nt
Organism: Sclerotinia trifoliorum
Lineage: Eukaryota; Fungi; Ascomycota; Leotiomycetes; Helotiales; Sclerotiniaceae
Source: the annotation of a GenBank genome assembly